Molecule: messenger RNA, 573 nt
Organism: Diorhabda carinulata
Lineage: Eukaryota; Metazoa; Arthropoda; Insecta; Coleoptera; Chrysomelidae
Exons: 5
Coding region: 46-525 (159 amino acids)
Source: RefSeq, a predicted model, not a curated record
GUUAAAUUGACGUUAAGGAAUUUUGUGAAAAAAUUAAAGUAGGAAAUGGCUCAAGCGUUCAUUACCACAGCGAAAAAUACUUAUAGAUGGAAUGUACAAGAAAAAACAAAACCUAUAAAACAAGAAAAGUAUUACGACGAAUGUUACGGAAAAAAUGUUGAAUGGUUAACAGAAAAAGAUUUGGGAGGAAAAAUAACAGAACAUUUCGAAGAAAUUGAAAAAGCAGUCAAAGAACUCCAAGCGAAACGAAUGUCGUUAACUACUUAUAGAACAGAUUAUUGCAAAGAUUGGAAAAAAGUUAUAGAUUCAGAGAGUAAAGAAGAUAUUGUUGAAAAUGAGUUAGCAAAACAUUUUGAACAAUUGUAUGAAGAAAAAAAAACUCGCAAAAUUUUACCGACUAUCGAAAGUCAAAGAAUAUUGGGAUUUUUGGCAUCUUCAAGAAUGUACACGCCAAUUACCACUUAUCAAAACGAUUAUGGUAGACUAGGUUAUGAACGUCUUCCCAAAAUUCUAACUAAAACAUAAUUAAAUAGAUGAAUAAAAUAUUUUUAAAUAAACGUCACUUUUUGAGCA